Molecule: messenger RNA, 2856 nt
Organism: Penicillium canariense
Lineage: Eukaryota; Fungi; Ascomycota; Eurotiomycetes; Eurotiales; Aspergillaceae
Product: putative DUF221 domain protein
Exons: 2
Coding region: 1-2856 (951 amino acids)
Cellular component (GO): plasma membrane
Molecular function (GO): calcium-activated cation channel activity
Source: RefSeq, a predicted model, not a curated record
AUGGAUCUGCGCCAGAGCCUACGGCUCCGCGAUGACACGUCCGGGACCGAUAAGUUCCUCUCGCUGAUUUCGGAUCCCUUUCACGCCGAGUUCCAAGUUAGCGCUGUUUGGGCCUCGCUGGGCACCUCCAUCGGCAUCUCCCUCAUCCUCGCCGUCCUCUUCUCCCUCUUCCGACCCCGUCACUCGCUCGUCUAUGCGCCGAAGGUGAAGCAUGCGGAUCAUAAACAUGCUCCGCCCCCGGUGGGCAAGGGCUUCUUCUCUUGGAUUAAGCCUGUCAUCAACACUCGUGAGCCACAGCUCAUCGAGACCGUCGGGCUGGACGCCGCGAUCUUCCUACGCUUCACCAAAAUGUGUCGCAACAUUUUCAUCCUGUUUAGCAUCAUCGGAUGUCUGAUCAUGAUUCCGGUCAAUAUUACGCAGAGCAAUACUGCUUACUCGAGCGCACUGACGACGUUCAGCAAGAUGACUCCGCUCUCCGUAUUCAACCAGACCGCCAUUUGGAGUCAGGUCGUGUGCGCCUGGUGCUUUGAUAUCAUCCUCGCUUUCUUUUUGUGGAGAAACUACAAGGCGGUUCGGAAUCUGCGACGGCAGUACUUCCAGAGCUCUGAAUACCAGCGGAGUCUACACGCACGAACCUUGAUGGUAACCGAUAUUCCUCCGUCCGACCGCUCCGACGAAGGCAUUCUGCGGAUCACGGAUGAGGUCAAUCCUACCGCAGCCCUCCCUCGGGCCGCUAUUGGCCGCAAUGUACGUGACUUGCCCAUCAUCAUCAAGGAGCACGAGGAGAAUGUCCGGCAGUUGGAGUCUGUCCUCGCCAAGUAUCUCAAACGCCCCGAUCAUUUGCCUUCGAAACGGCCCACCAUGCGCCCGCCUCGAAGCCAGCGAAGCAAGCACCCCAACGGCAGAGUGGACGCGAUCGACUACCUGACGGUGCGCAUCCGCGUGCUGGAGGAAGAAAUCAAGCACGGACGGGCGUCAAUUGAUCGCCGCAAUGCGAUGCCGUAUGGAUUUGCUAGCUGGGAAAAUAUUGAGCAUGCGCAUGCUGUGGCAUGGUCUGUUCGCAAGAAGCACCCGAAGGGCACCACUGUCGUGCUUGCACCUCGGCCGAGUGAUCUCAUUUGGGAGAACCUGCCUCUGUCUAAGCAGGCGCGCAAGUGGAAGCGGUUUCUCAACAUCAUCUGGGUCACCGCUCUGACUCUUGUCUGGAUUGUUCCUAACGCUCUUAUCGCGGUCUUCUUGUCCAACUUAAGUAACCUGGGCCUGGUUUGGCGGAAGUUUCAGACCUCACUCUCGGCUAACCCCAAUGUCUGGGCCGCUGUCCAGGGUAUCGCUUCUCCGGCAAUCACCUCGCUCGUCUAUCUGGUGCUGCCAAUUAUCUUCCGACGCCUCGCGAUCCAGAGUGGUAGCAAGACGAAGACUUCCCGGGAGCGACAUGUCCUGGGUCAAUUGUAUGCGUUCUUCAUAUUCAACAAUCUGAUCGUCUUCUCGCUUUUCUCGGCUGCAUGGACCUUCGUCUCUGCCGUGAUUGACAAGAGCAAGGAAGACGAGGACGCCUGGCAGGCUAUUGUCGACAGCCAGCUAUAUGACAAGCUGAUGAGUGCUUUGUGCAAUGUUUCACCGUUCUGGGUCACUUAUCUCCUGCAGCGCAACUUGGGCGCGACGAUCGACCUUGUGCAGAUGAUCAGUUUGGCGUGGGUCUGGUUCGCCAAGACUUUUCUAUCACCUACACCUCGUCAGUCGAUCGAGUGGACUGCGCCGCCAUCUUUCGACUACGCCAGCUACUACAACUACUUCCUCUUCUACGCGACUGUUGCAUUUUGCUUCGCCACCCUUCAGCCUAUUGUGCUACCGGUAACUGCGUUGUACUUCGGCGUCGAUGCUAUGCUGAAGAAAUACUUGCUCAUGUACGUGUUUGUGACCAAGAACGAGUCUGCCGGUGCUUUCUGGCGUGUUCUAUUCAACCGUCUUGUUUUCGCCAGCAUUCUUGCCAAUGUCAUAGUUGCGCUUGUCGCCAAGGUCCGGGGUACCUGGACCAUGGUAUUCUGCAUUAUGCCACUGCCGUUCUUGAUGUUGGGCUUCAAGUUCUACUGCAUGAGGACGUUCGACUCCGACAUCGAGUACUACAACCGCGACAACCUCACCGAUGCUGAGGCUAUCGGUGCAUCCAAAACUGGCAGGAAGGCUGGAGACCGCCUCAACUCCAAGUUCGGCCACCCAGCCCUCUACAAGCCGCUCACGACCCCCAUGGUCCACGCCAAGGCCGCCGAAGCCCUCAGGAAGAUCUACCAGGGCCGUCUCGACCACGGUGAUAUGGAGAAUGAAUACUCCGACAUUGCCCUGAAUCCCAUGCUGGCCUCCCAACCGGGCAAGGCCGAGCCCGCUCCUUUCGAGGUUGUCCCGGAGAACCACUUGGAUUUCUCGUACUUCAAGGACCGUGCCGACUUCCGCGACGAGUUCGGCGGCGGCAUCUAUGGCAGGCCAGAGGACCUGAUGACCGAACGCUCUCAGACACCACGCAGUCACCUCGGUGGCGAAUGGUCUCCCAGCUCCUCCCGCGCCUCCUCGCCCGCACCCUCUCUCCCGGCUAUGUCGGGACUGAAGAUGCACGAGGGUUACCAGGAUCCCGAGCAAGGGCACAUUCACCCAGCCUUCCGUGUCCCACUUUCACGGGGCGACAGCGGCAAUGGUGUCUACCCGCCCGACGAAAUCGAAACUCGCCUCCUCAGCCACGCACAAGCACCCGCUCAAACAGGUAUGAACCCACUCGACCGCUGGCGAACCGGUGGCUACGGACCUGUCCACCAGGACGAAGAUCCUCACCAGACCUCGUACGAAGCAUACCGUGGGUCGCGGUAG